Molecule: messenger RNA, 624 nt
Organism: Penicillium alfredii
Lineage: Eukaryota; Fungi; Ascomycota; Eurotiomycetes; Eurotiales; Aspergillaceae
Product: protein SYS1
Exons: 2
Coding region: 1-624 (207 amino acids)
Biological process (GO): protein localization to Golgi apparatus; Golgi to plasma membrane protein transport; Golgi to endosome transport
Cellular component (GO): trans-Golgi network; Golgi membrane
Source: RefSeq, a predicted model, not a curated record
AUGCCCCCGCGCCGGCGUGCUCCAGCGGGGGCGCGCUCCGACCUCCCGCCGCUGAAAAUCAUCCGCAAGAUCCUCUUGCUCCAGGUCGUCUACUAUGUCUGCGCCACGGUGCUGAUCCUUUUCACGACCGUGGUUUAUGGUGCGCCCUUCUCGCUGGACCUGAUUUUUGGCUGGGACUCUCUGCGAGGCGACACGACUAUUGGGUGGAUGCUGGGACUGGUCUGGAUGUUGAAUUGCUUCAUCAGCGUGAUCUUCCUCCUGCUCUUCGUGUCCCGCUCGAAACUCGUCCCCGAUUUUGCCCUGACCAUCCACUUCCUCCACCUCAUCGCCACCGUCCUCUAUACUCACUCACUGCCCACGAACCUGCUCUGGUGGGGCCUCCAGUUCGCCAGUGCCGCCCUAAUGACCUUCCUGGGCAUGUGGGCCUGCCAGUGGCGCGAACUCAAGCCCAUCGCUUUCGGCGGCCUCGGCGGAGGUAGUAGCCAAGCUGGUCCUUCUUCCCAACCAGGUACCAAUGAGCAAGACUUGGGUUUCGGCCGUGGCCGAGGCCGGGAACGCGGUCUCUACAGUGGAGGCGAGUACGAGAUGGAUGCGAUGAAGGCGACGGGCGAGCGUGCUGUAUAA